Molecule: messenger RNA, 372 nt
Organism: Perkinsus marinus ATCC 50983
Lineage: Eukaryota; Perkinsozoa; Perkinsida; Perkinsidae
Exons: 3
Coding region: 1-372 (123 amino acids)
Source: RefSeq, a predicted model, not a curated record
AUGCCGUCAUGUAAAGCCUUGAACAAAGCGGCCAAUGCUGAUGAGACAACACCACGGGCCAAGAAGGCCGCUAAGAACCUCAUGGGGGCUUGGAAGAAGAAGAUCGAUUAUAAGCCUUCAUCAGGCCAUCAUCACUCUCAUCCGAAAUCGGUCUCCAGUGCGGAGUCUGCGAUGGAGAACUCGUCGAAGCCAGUGAAUGGUCAACCUACUGCUGAUGCCUCGACAACUGAUGGCAGCUGCAGCAGUAGCAGUGGAAAUACUGAUCUCACGUCUGUCAUGGAAGUAGCAAGAUGCGGUGAUCCGAAGAGAGACAAGGUCAUACUACCGGGUGGAUCGUGGUCGAGUGCUUCCAGUACUGCAAGGUUAGCGUAG